GACCUUCCAAAGAUGGCGUAUUUAUAAUUUCGGCCUUUGCAAUUGACGCAAUGACGUCCCCCACCGUACAAUCAAUUCGCGUAUGAAAACAAUAAACAACCCUGAAAAACGGUGAAACGCGAGAUAUGCAAGAGGACCUGUCGCUAAGUUUAGACAGAAAUACCGUUAAAAGAGGAACUGAAACAACAAGUAUAACGUCUUGUAAAACGACGUUGGACUCAUCGGUCCUGAUACAAAGGAUUUCCGAGAGAAGGGUUUCCCCCUUCCUUAGCCCCCUACUAGGCUCUAACGUUAGCUAGCUAGCCAGUCCUGUAGCUCGUACUUCGUUAGUACACUUUGUUUGAUUUGUUAUGCAGUUGUCGGAGGACUAUUUUCGCAUUCGUUUUCCUCCAUCGCCUCAUCGCUCCCUCACCCUGAACUCGCUGGCCCUAUGUCUCGCUGGCUUUUCCCCUGGUCAGGCUCAAUCAAGAAGCGGGCCUGUCGGUACCUCUUACAGCAUUACCUCGGUCACUUCUUUCAAGAACGACUGAGUUUGGAACAGCUGAGUUUGGACCUGUACAAUGGUAGUGGUGUCAUCAAAGAAAUCAACAUCGAUGUUUGGGCGGUCAACGAGCUCUUGGAGUCUCUUGGGGCUCCACUUGAGAUUGUGGAUGGGUUUGUGAGCAGCAUAGAGGUGACAAUUCCCUGGUCAGCUCUUGUCACUGACCACUGCACCCUCGUCAUCUCAGGCCUUCAGAUAACAUGCAGACCCAAGUACAGGACCAGUGGGGGUUUGGACUCCCAGGGCUGGUCCACAUGCAUGACCUCCAGCAUGCAGCUGGCCCAGGAGUGCCUAAAGGACCCCCCUGAGGCGUCCGAGGAGCCGCCCGCUCCACUGGAGGGCUUGGAGAUGUUUGCACAAACUAUUGAGACUGUCCUGCGUCGGAUAAAAGUCACCCUCCUGGACACCAUCGUCCGAAUCGAGCACCAGCCCCUGGACAUGGAGACGGGCAUUGCCUUAGAGGUGCACAUUAAACGGCUGGAGUACUGUGACGAGGCGGUAAGGGACCCCAGCCAGACGGUGCCUGUGGACAUCCACCAGCCCCCUGCCUUCCUGCACAAGAUCCUCCAGCUCAGCUCUGUUCAACUGCUGUACGAGACCACCGGAGGGCCCCAGGGUCCUUUAAGAGCUGACACCCCUGGCUCAGCCUCAGCCAGCGACGAGGAGGAGGAGGAGACUGACCCUCCAGCUGCCCCCACCUCCCUCCCUCCGGCCACCCAACGGCCCCUCCUCAUCGGCAGCUGCUCUGGCUUCAUGGAGACCAUGGUCAAGAUCAAACAGAACGACAUGCUGCCUGGACCUAAGUUGGAGCUGGAUGGGAAGGUGGGCUGCCUCCACCUGCUGCUCUCUCCAGACCAGAUCACUCACCUGACCGACCUUCUGUCUGCCCUCUGCAUCGACACAGAGCCUGAAGCCAGUGGUGCUGGGGUUCACAGCCGUCCCCUGGACUCUGAGGACCUGCGUCUGAUAGAGGAGGACUUGAGCAAACAGUUGAGCUCCAGCCCCGGAGAUAGAGAUCCGGACUGGGAUGAAGAGCCUGACAUGGAGCCCUACCUCACCGGUCUGGAGAACGGGGAUAUGUUCUUCUCCAUGGGUCCUGGUAUGACUAGCAGUGCGACGUCAGCGCUCUCUGGCAGCUCUCUCUCCGACAGCAUGGCGUCGUCUACACACAGCCAGGCUAGCUACGCCCAGGGCCUUCCACAGGGUCCCAGGUGUUAUCCUGUACCAGGAUCACUAUCCAGCCUGCCCCAGUGUAGCAGAAUACCAGGGCGAAGUAGCCAAUCUGAGCCCCUGAAACCAGAGGCAUUGCUCCGCCUCUCGCUUGGCGGGCUCACCCUAACCCUACUGGAGCAGGAACCACACCCCGGGCCGGACGGAGUGUCCUCAUUGAACCAGGUGUCUCAGGUGUUCUUCCGGGAGCUGGCCUUCUUCAAAGACAGCAUGUUCAGUGAGAGAGACUUCCACCACCUCAGAGCUAGCUUCGCUAAAGCAUGCCCGCACUCACACUUAAGGAUGACUGGAGCAGCGGUACAGGUGGCGUGUGAGAUGCGCAGUGCGGGUCGCCACUCCCGUGCUGUGACCUCUGACCUAUCCUUCAGUAGGCUAGAGCUGCUUGAGUGUGUCUGGGAGCCAGGAAAGCCCCAAUACACUGAGUUGCUCCAGUUCCAGCGUGCUGGGAUGUUCACAGUGGGAGAUACAGCCAGACCCUGUGCACAGCUACACUACAGUCUCACAGAGAAACACCUGCGCAAGGGGAGGCAGCGUGUGCAGCGUAGAGACAGUGUAGUGAGGGUAGAGUUGGGAGAGCUGAGUGCUGAGUUGGACCUGGACAUACUGAGUCGACUGGAGCCUCUGAGCAGAGCCUGCAGCCACUGUCCCACACAGACCGGAGGAGGACCCGUCCACACACAGACCCAGAGCAGUGAGCUGCACUCCUCUCUCUCCCUCCUCUCGCCCCACGCCAUCCUUAAGCUCCGCUUCCCCAUCCCGGACCUCCGGCCGCUCCCCUUCCGACGCCCGCCUUCCCAGAGAGCCAUGCGGCAGGAGACCCUGGUACUGGAGCUGUGUGACCUGGAUAUCUGCUCCCAGGAGGGCCUUGACCUCCAGCCAGAUCACCAUGCACCCCCUGUCCCCUCCCACAGCUCCCUCACACAGCUAUUGGAGGCCAGCUUCAGUGACAUGCACGGAACGUAUGAGGGCUGGGAGGGAGGCUCCUUCCCCUGUAUCAGAGUCAAGAAGAGUCAAGACUCCAUGGCCAAACUGUCAGUGCGUGUGAGUGGAGGAGAGGGUCUGGGGUCAGCGUUAGGGGGGGUAGGGGUGGGUCUGAUGAGGGACCUGGGCUCCAUGUCGUUUGAGAACCCCUGUGAACUCCGAGAGAAGACCAGCUCUCCCUUCUCCUCCAACCGCACCAUGUUCGAGACUGAGGAGAUGGUAAUCCCAGCAGACCCAGAGGGGAUGCAACAGUUCCAGUCUCAGUGUGUGUCUCAGUGUCAGUGUGUAGUAGAUGUCUUUCUGCCCCUGGCCUACAUCUUCCUGCCCAGCAAACAGGCCUUCCAGAGCAUCUACAACAGGAUCAAUAAUGACCUGUUAAUGUGGGAAGCCCCUCCCCCCUUAGGUUCUAAGAGCGACCACAGCCCCCUACACCGUCGCCAAGACGAUGACAACUUCCAGCUUUGCAAGUCUGCCUUCAGACUAGACUCGGAUUCCGAGGAAGAAGAUGCUCAGUUCUACACAGCCGGUGAAUCAACCAGACGUAGGCAGUCAGAGUCCCGCCCUAACCACACCCUCAGCCUGCUCUCUCUCACCAUUGUCAUAGGAAAGGGCCGCCUCCAAGCAUUGACGGACAGCAAGGGAGAGACGGGAAGUCUGGAGGACCGUCAUCAUGGUGAGCUCCUAUUGGACCUGGAAGGGGGGAAGAUGUUCAGUGUGGUGCAGCAUCAGAACAACCCCCAUCUCAGCUUCCUGUGCCUGGAGAGCAGGAGGGUGGAUCUCUACCACAAAGCUGUAGUGAAGGACUCCCCUGUCCCCGGGCGGUUGGAAAUGCCCAGCUUCACUCCCCCAGGGCAUCUAGACCUUACCAUUUACCCCACAGAGGUGGGGCUGAGCAGUGUGAGUGGCAGGGAGACUGAGGUCCAGAUGUUAUCCACAGCCAUCAAAAUCACCCUGGACCCGCAGAAGAAUGUCAAGGAGUUUCUGGUUGCCCUUCGUCUCCAUGGUGCCACUAUGCGACAUCGCAUGGCACAGACCAAUCACAGCUGGCACGAACAGCUGGUUGAUUUUUUGGAUGUCAUUGAUGACCCGAUCCUGGGCUACACAUCUCCUGUAGUUAUUACCGUCCUACACACACACCUGGCUACCUGCGUCGUGGACUACAGGCCCCUGUAUCUUCCAUUGAGGGUGUUGUUCACAGCAGAAUCCUUCUCUCUCUCCAGUAACAUCAUAGUAGACACUGCCACCUUUCACCUCAGGUUUAUCCUGGAUGAUUCUGCCUUGUUUCUCUCUGAUAAGUGUGAAAGUGACGUAGUGGACCUGAGACGAGACUAUGUGUGUGUUCUGGAUAUUGAUCUGCUAGAGCUGGCCAUCACCACAUGGAAAGGAAGUGAUAUUGGGAAACUGUCCCAACCUCUGUUUGAGCUGCGUUGCUCCAACAACGUGGUCCACCUCCACACCUGUGCUGACUCCUGUGCUGCCCUGGUCAACAUGCUGCAGUACCUGGUGUCCCAGGGAGACCUGCACCCGCCCCCCCGACACACAUCACCCACUGAGAUUGCUGGACAGAAGCUGCCGUUGUCAGAAAGUCCCGCCUCCUUGCCACCCUGCCUUCCAGCUGAGACUGCUGAGAUCAACCAGUAUGAUCUCCUUGAUGCUUUGAUUGACACAGAGAGGAGCCAUCCAGAUGAGGAUAUGGACUCAGGAUCUCCCACUGUCCCGCGGGGCUCACCUGUUUCAGUCUACCUGUUUCCUGGGGAGGACCCCAAGCUCCGCCCACCAGUUGUCAUUGAGGGGGAGGAGUCAAAGCUUGACAGACUGGUAGCGACGGCCACUGAGGUGCAGGUGGAUAUGAUGUCAGAGGAGGGCUCUGAUGGUUCAGAGGACAACGAGGACUUCUGUAUCCUAGAGGCUCCUGGGAUGGGUAUACCUCCCAGAGACGGGGAGCCUCUUGUGACAGUGCUAGCUGAGGGUCCUAUCAGGGUUAGGGAGGGCCACUUCUCCCGGCCGCGGGGCAGCUCUGACCUGCUGCGGGCCCCCAGCCGCUUCCCUGUCCCCGAGAGCAGGGUGGUGCUACGAGAGGUGUCUGUUGUCUGGCAUCUGUACGGAGGGAGAGACUUCGGGGGCAAGGCCAUGUCUACACACACUCAGCAUGGAAACAGGGGUCGCUCUGCCCCCUCUGGGAUGCGUGGAUCCCCGUCCCGCUCCACUGCCCCGUCCCGGCCUCAGAACUCGUGGCGCUGGGCUGGAGGCGGUGGACGACAACACAACUUGCUCAUGGAGAUCCAGCUCACCAAGGUGAGCUUCCAACACGAGUCCUACCCAGUGGUGGUGUCUGCGUCUGGUCCGGCUCUGGAGGGAGAGGGGCCUGGGGUCGGGGCUGUGGGGGAGCAGCCUCUGUCCCGCCAGGUGUUCAUUGUUCAGGAGCUGGAGGUACGCGACCGCCUGGCUUCGUCCCAGCUUAACAAGUUCCUCUACCUGUACACCAGCGAGAGCAUGCCACGCAGGACACACUCCAACAUGUUAACAGUGAAGGCCCUGCAGGUGUGUCCAGACUCUGGUGUAGGUGGUCCAGAGUCUUGUUUAAGAGUGAGCCUCCUCCCCCUCCGACUCAACAUCGACCAGGAUGCCUUGUUCUUCCUGAAGGAUUUCUUCAGUAGUCUGGCUGCUGGAGUUAACCCCUACCUGCCUGUGGACCCUGUAGCUGAGAUGAAGACAGACCCUUCCCAGAAGCCCGCUGAGGAUGGGGUCAGUGGCACGGAGACCACUGCUGGUCUGGGUCCUGACCUCACCACUUCUGUAGAAACCACCUAUAGCGAGCAGAGCUCCUCGUCCGCUGGCUCCACCUCUUCCACUGAUCAGCCAAUCUACUUCCGGGAGUUCCGUUUCACCUCUGAAGUGCCCAUCUGGCUGGACUACCAGGGCAAGCAUGUGGUCAUUGAGCAGGGGACGUUUGCUGGGAUUCUUAUUGGUCUGGCCCAGCUGAACUGCUCUGAGCUGAAGCUGAAGAGACUCUGCUGCCGACACGGACUUCUAGGCGUAGAUAAGGUGAUUCAGUACGCUGUCACUGAGUGGCUGACAGACAUCAGGAAGAACCAGCUGCCGGGCAUUCUGGGAGGUCUAGGCCCCAUGCACUCUGUAGUUCAGCUGUUCCAUGGAGUGAGGGACUUGUUCUGGAUGCCCAUAGAGCAGUACAGGCGGGACGGCCGCAUUAUCCGGGGCCUCCAGCGGGGGGCAGCGUCCUUCGGCACCUCCACUGCUUCUGCUGCUCUGGAGCUCAGCAACAGACUGGUGCAGGCCAUACAGGCCACAGCGGAGACAGUGUACGACAUCCUGUCCCCAACGCCCCCCCUGAACCGUUACAUCACAGAGGGCCGACCGCCCUCCAACCGGUCCCGCCGCGCCCACCAGCCUGCCGACCUCAGAGAGGGCGUAGCUAAGGCCUAUGACACCGUCAGAGAAGGCAUGAUGGACACAGCUCAGACGCUAUGUGAUGUGGCGUCUCGCGGGCAUGAGCAGAAAGGCCUGCCUGGUGCUGUGGGCGGAGUCCUGCGGCAGAUCCCGCCCACCGUGGUCCGUCCCCUAAUAGUGGCCUCUGAAGCAACGUCCAACCUACUGGGGGGCAUCCGGAACCAGAUCAAGCCAGAUGCACGGAAGGAGGACUUCUUAAAAUGGCGCUCUGAAGAAGGCCUAGAAUGAUGAUUCUGGGGGAUGAAAGGUUAAAGAUAUGGGGGUGAAAUUGUUAUGUGUGUGAACAGAUGAAAGGAGUGAAUGUGUGAAAACGUGAGUUUUAAUUUUUAAAAAGAACUACUGCAGAGUGAUUGACACCCAGUAUUUUAUGUGGUUCCAUAUGGAUCAAGAUAAAACAAUUGUAUCUCUUUCUUCAAUGCAAUCAAAUAGAGCUCAGUUCAGUUCACUAUCCUUGCAGCAGUGUGUACAUGAUGAGGAUACUCUACCUUUCUUAGUAUGUCAACAUAUCACUGUCACUCUGGGUUGUCUUCAUCUUUAGAUGUCAACAUAUCACUGUCACUCUGGGUUGUCUUCAUCUUUAGAUGUCAACAUAUCACUGUCACUCUGGGUUGUCUUCAUCUUUAGAUGUCAACAUGUCACUGUCACUCUGGGUUGUCUUCAUCUUUAGAUGUCAACAUAUCACUGUCACUCUGGGUUGUCUUCAUCUUUAGAUGUCAACUCUGUCAAAGGACAAACAGAGCUCUAGUCUAGCAUAAGGUCUGUUGUAGUAGUAGGUGGGAUUAAACAUGUUCAUCAGUAGCUCUCGCAAUCUUCUGUCGAUCAGACUAUGGGCCAGUUUCCCAGUUUGAGAUUACACCUAUUCCUGGACUAAGAAGCACCUUGAAUGGCGAUCCUUAAUUGAGCAUGCAUUUUAGGAGUAGGCUUAAUCUGAGUCUGGGAAAUCAUUCUAUUGAGCCCAAAUCAGUGUCCACAUGGAUUGGUUGGUAAUAUCCGUCUCUCCUGUAGUCAUGGAGACUGAAAGACUGAUCUAGUGGCCUUAGCUGAGAUCCUUACAGAUAGCUGAGAUCCUUACAGAGAGCUGUUAAUCAAAACCUAAAAAACAAUUCUUGGAUUGUUCCAUCCUAGCCAGCACACAUCCCCAGCGUUGUUUGUGCCAUACGUUUGUUCAAUGAUGGGUUCCCUGGCCUCUCCUUCUUUGGUUUUAAACCAGUGUGUUUUUAGUUUUUUUACCUUCCUGAAACCUAUACUCAUCUCUCUGUAUGCUUACUUGUUCAUAGUUGACCUGUGUUAACAAUGACCUGGGCUUGGCUGUGUUAACAAUGACCUGGGCCUGGUUGUGUUAACAAUGACCUGGGCCUGGCUGUGUUAACAAUGACCUGGGCCUGGCUGUGUUAACAAUGACCUGGGCCUGGCUGUGUUAACAAUGACCUGGGCCUGGCUGUGUUAACAAUGACCUGGGCCUGGCUGUGUUAACAAUGACCUGGGCCUGGCUGUGUUAACAAUGACCUGGGCCUGGCUGUGUUAACUAAAUGACCUGGGCCUGGCUGUGUUAACUAAAUGACCUGGGCCUGGCUGUGUUAACAAUGACCUGGGCCUGGCUGUGUUAACAAUGACCUGGGCUGGCUGUGUUAACUAAAUGACCCGGGCCUGGCUGUGUUAACUAAAUGACCCGGGCCUGGCUGUGUUAACUAAAUGACCCGGGCCUGGCUGUGUUAACUAAAUGACCCGGGCCUGGUUGUGUUAACUAAAUGACCUGGGCCUGGCUGUGUUAACUAAAUGCAGUCACGGUAGAAUUUGGACGAUGAACUGAAUGAACUAGAGAAACGUACUUUCCUCUCUGUCAAAUGGCUUCGCUUGAGUUUAAUGCUUGCCAGCGCUUGGUCAUCUGAUUUGUACUUGCAGUAUGUUAACUGUUUCUUUUGUCAGCGCAAGGAGGUCGCCCUCAGGGCCUUGGACCUUAUCGCCAGUCUGGUUUCUUCCUCUCAACAGAACAAUUGCUUGACUCGUCUCAUUAGUUGCCUUCCUCCAUUUUGUAUUUGUAUUUUCUAAUUAUGGUAAACACUAGUAUUAUCAUAUUAUUUUUCAAAAUAAGUGUUGGUGGGAUGUGUCUAGAGGGUUAAGAUGGGGGGAGGAAGAGGGAUUGUGGUAAAAAAUGUAACAUUAUUUUUUGUUCAAUACGUUUAAAUUGUGUGUGUGAGUGUGUGUGUGUGUGUGUGUGUGUGUGUAAUGCAUGUUUGUGGGUUAGUGGUUUCUUGUGAGGGUGACCCGUGGGUUGUAUUGGUCACAGGUCUGUAAUUACCAUUUACCUGUAAGAAUGACCUGUAUGGGGCCUCCCGGGUGGCGCAGUGGUAAAGGGACUGCAGCGCCAGCUGUGCCACCAGAGACUCUGGGUUCGCGCCCAGGGUCUGUCGUAACCGGCCGCGACUGGGAGGUCCGUGGGGCGACACACAAUUGGCCUAGCGUCGUCCGGGUUAGGGAGGGUUUGGCCGGUAGGGAUAUCCUUGUCUCAUCGCGCACCAGGGACUCCUGUGGCGGGCCGGGCUCAGUGCGCGCUGUGUUAAGAAGCAGUGCGGCUUGGUUGGGUAUCGGAGGACGCAUGACUUUCAACCUUCGUAUCUCCCAAGCCCGUGCGGGUGUUGUAGCGAUGAGACAAGAUAGUAGCUACCAAACAAUUGGAUACCACGAAAUUGGGGAGAAAAAGGGGUAAAAUUCACAAAAAAAAAAUGAAAAAAAUGGAUGACCUGUAUAAUACCAAGACAAUGAGUACAGAAAAAUAUAUACAAAAAAAUAAAACUAUAUAAAAAAAAA
Oncorhynchus mykiss (rainbow trout) is the source of this 9028-nucleotide messenger RNA. RefSeq names its product autophagy-related protein 2 homolog A. The record is from RefSeq and is a predicted model, not a curated record. Gene Ontology annotation, molecular function: protein-membrane adaptor activity; phosphatidylinositol-3-phosphate binding. Gene Ontology annotation, biological process: piecemeal microautophagy of the nucleus; glycophagy; autophagy of mitochondrion. Gene Ontology annotation, cellular component: phagophore assembly site; phagophore. NCBI's taxonomy places the organism in Eukaryota, Metazoa, Chordata, Actinopteri, Salmoniformes, Salmonidae.